CAGGAGACGUUCGUGUGUGUGUAUGUGUGACAGGAAUGUGGAAAUGAGCAGAAUGAGUCCAAAACUUAGCUUUUUUCUGCUCGUCUUUUUGUUUUUCCACCAUGAACUCACCGAGGCCCAGAAGAAGAAAGAGACCCUGCUGUCGGAGAAGGUCACUCAGAUGAUGGAGUGGGCCUCCAAGCGAGCCGUCAUCAAGAUGAACGGGGACAAGUUCCGCCGCUUCGUCAAGGCUCCGCCCCGGAACUACUCGGUGAUCAUCAUGUUCACGGCGCUGCAGCCCCAGAGGCAGUGUGGCGUCUGCAGACAAGCUGAUGAGGAGUACCAGGUGCUGGCCAACUCCUGGAGGUACUCCUCCGCUUUCACCAACAAAGUCUUCUUUGCGUCUGUGGACUUCGACGAAGGGUCAGACGUCUUCCAGAUGCUGAACAUGAACUCUGCCCCGACCUUCCUCCACUUCCCCUCCAAAGGGAAGCCUCGGCGCGCCGACACCUUCGAGCUGCAGGUGCGAGGCUUCGCGGCCGAGCAGCUGUCCCGCUGGGUGGCGGACAGGACGGACGUUCAGAUCCGCGUCAUCCGGCCGCCGAACUACGCCGGGCCGCUGCUGCUGGGACUCCUGCUGGCCGUGAUCGGAGGCCUGGCCUACCUGCGGAGACACAACCUGGAGUUUCUCUUCAACAAGAACGUCUGGGCGUUCUCUGCACUGUGUUUCGUUCUGAUCAUGACUUCAGGACAGAUGUGGAACCACAUCAGAGGACCUCCGUACGCACACAAGAACCCCAGCACCGGACAAGUGAGUUACAUCCAUGGGAGCAGUCAGGCUCAGUUUGUGGCAGAGACACACAUCAUCCUGCUGUUCAACGCUGCCAUCACGCUGGGAAUCGUGCUGCUGUGUGAGGCCGCCACGUCCGAGCUGGACAUCGGCAAGAGGAAGAUCAUGUGCGUGGCAGGGAUCGCUCUGGUGAUGCUGUUCUUCAGCUGGCUGCUCUCCAUCUUCAGAGCCAAGUACCACGGUUACCCUUACAGCUUCCUGAUUGGAUAGGACACACACACACACACUCUCCUCCAGCUCCCACGAUGCCGCUCACACACACGCUGCCUUCGUCCGACGAGCCCCGUCUGUGUGAGCAGAGGAGGGUCCGGUCCGUCUGGUGAACGGCCAAACCUACGUCCACCCGGUCCGAGGCGGGACGUCUCUGCAGGGGACUUUAUUUUGUUUAAAGGUGGAAAUGUUUCCAGGAUGAGGUGUACCGGUGGCAGGUUCUUCUAUUUAUAACGCGCUGUAAUCAGGAAUAAAGCUGAUUUUGGUUGUGAAGAACUUUGCUCUUUAAAUCUUCUCAACAUGUUUGAAGAGACAGGAAGUGACAUUUCUCUCUCUCACACUCUCUCUCUCACACACACUAAACACCCCCAGAAGAUUGUGUCUUAAGUGUUAAUCAUGAGGUUUCAUGAAGACCCUUCUUUUGGAGGUCAGGUGGGAGGAGUCACUAUAUCAAUAAACGGAAUGUUCUUCAGGUUUAAUAAAUCUAACUGAUGGAUCGAAUGUUAAAUAAAACAUAUUUACUAAUGUUU
Salarias fasciatus (jewelled blenny) is the source of this 1569-nucleotide messenger RNA. RefSeq names its product magnesium transporter protein 1-like. The transcript is spliced from 10 exons. The coding region runs from base 23 to 1039 and encodes 338 amino acids. The record is from RefSeq and is a predicted model, not a curated record. Gene Ontology annotation, cellular component: oligosaccharyltransferase complex. NCBI's taxonomy places the organism in Eukaryota, Metazoa, Chordata, Actinopteri, Blenniiformes, Blenniidae.